GCCGCCCCGGCGCUGCGUCAGCUCCCGCGGGCGGUUUGGCUCCUCCGCCGCACCGUAGCGGCCCUCCCGCCUCGGCGCCUCUUCCUGCGCGGGGCGGCGGCGGCGGCGGCGGCGGCCGGGCCCGGCACAGGCAGGGUGUCAUCGUCCCAAACAUACCAGAAGUAAACCCAGUCCUGUCUGAUAAACCUGAGGGUUAAAGGGAUUUGCUUUUGAAGCCACACCCACAGAUUCCACUGAAUUAACUGGGACUGCUUGAAGGGAUGCCUGAAAGUCAAGGGAAAGACAGCGAAAGCCACAUCAGCAGCAGCAGUUCCAGCACUAGCAAUUCAGUUGCUCGCUUUGGACAGUGUCAAUAUACAGCAAAUGAGUAUCAAGCUAUCCAGCAUGCUCUUCGUCAGAAACUGGGUCCAGAAUAUAUCAGCAGUCGACAAGCUGGAGGAGGACAAAAGGUCUGCUACAUUGAGGGUCACAAGGUAAUCAGUCUGGCCAAUGAGAUGUUUGGCUUCAAUGGCUGGGCUCAUUCAGUCACUCAACAGAAUGUUGACUUUGUUGACCUCAACAAUGGCAGGUUCUAUGUGGGGGUCUGUGCAUUUGUGAAAGUUCAGCUUAAGGAUGGGUCAUACCAUGAAGAUGUAGGUUAUGGAGUCAGUGAAGGCCUUAAGUCUAAGGCCUUGUCCUUAGAAAAGGCAAGAAAGGAGGCAGUAACAGAUGGACUGAAGAGGGCGCUCAAGUGCUUUGGGAAUGCUCUUGGGAACUGCAUCCUAGACAAAGACUACCUACGAGCUGUGAAUAAACUUCCACGUCAGAUACCCCCUGAGUUAGAUUUGGUGAAAGCUAAAAGACAGGACUACGAGCCUGAAAUUGAGAAAGCAAGAUACAACAGCUGUUUGGAAAGGCAGAACACAGGAUGGAGAGAGCACCGUGAGAUGGCAUCUACUUGUAAACCUAGUCACACAGAGGCUUCUGUAGUGACGGAAGAUGAGAAACAGCCAAACAGUUCCAGGGGCAGAAAUUCAGAUUCCUUAGCUAUUGAGUGUGAUGCCACUUACCAGCGGAAAUUGCGCCAAAAGCAGCUACAGCAACAGUUCCGGGAACAGAUGGAGAAGAGAUGUCAGGUUACAGAAGUCACUCCUAGCAGCAAACAGGCAACAGCCCAUCCUCCUGUAAAACAGGACACUCCAGCAGCAGUACAACAGGAACUAGCAAUAGAAGAAGAUUUCUUUGCAGAUGAUCCUGAACUUUGGGACAUUCCCUUGGAGACCACUGAUCUUAACAAGAUAAUGGGUCACAAAAUGGCAGGCCCAUUAGCUGGACACCAGACACCAAAAACACCCUGUGGACGUCAUCAAAUGAUUACUCGUAACAGGACCCCUCAGAGAAUGAAUUAUCACAAACCUCCUGCGAGACCUGCACAAUUGCCGCCAUCUGCUACUCGCAUGAGCAACAGCCACGGUGCCAACCAGCAUACACCAGGUACGUGCUAUAAUGAAAUGACCACGUUCUUUCUGUCUUACAAACAGCUCCUGACUUUGAAAGCAUUGCUAGAUUGCUUUGAACACACUAGUUAAAUUAUUAAUCUGGAGAGGGAGAAACAUCCCUCUUUUCUCGGACCUGGCUGCGGACUGCUGUGAUAGUGGGCUAGGACAACUAUUUUUUCCACCCAACUAUCCUCUGAAGGAAGAGCUAAAUAAUGACUCACUGAGCACUUACAGAAGCAGAGAAAAGCUUUAAGAAACUUCGAUUUCUCACUGUCUCCCUGUUUAGCAGAGCCCAGCCCUCACAGAAGUCAAAGCUUGAAGAAAAGGAGGCUAGAACCUACAUAGGACACCUGGUGGUACUGUUACCUACAUACUGGGUUACAUCAGAAGACUGCAGCUGGCUGUUCAAAGUACGUGAGGAAGACUAAUCUAUUAAUAGAUUGUCCUGUAUGUUAUGAUGAAGCCACACAGAAGAGUCUAAUACAACCAGCAAGAACUUCACGUGUUUUUGGGUUGUUACAUAUUUCAGAUUUUUUCUAUGAACAAGUAAUCAUUUGUGCUUCUGCAGCAUUGACUUAUGGCUCUAUUACAAGCUGGAGUUACAAGUAAUUUGCCUGAAAUUGUAACACAAGUAAUCCUUAAAAUGAGUUGCCAUUCAUCAUUUCUUUCUUCCUCAGUGUUGCGUUUCAGCAUACAGGAAUGGUUUUUCAAUAAAAUAAGGGGAUGGGUUACGGUCACAUGAAUGCAUACACACUGUGCUCUCCUGGUCCAUGUGGCUGUUUGCAGCUGUGGCAGUGCCUGCCUCCCGUGUGGAGCCCAGCUGUUUGCCCUGGGGCUGCACAGACGUGUCAGAAGCAUUGCCCUUACCCUGACACAGCUCUGCCUCAGAUUCUUCCUCAGUCGGACCCGAUUCCUAUCCAGCAGCAGCAGCGCAGCACCUUUGUUCACCUGUGCCAGGGCAGGAGCGUGCUGGGAUUGCUGCUGAGGAGUACACAAAGCAUCUCAGGCUGUUCCUUUGGAUUCUUUGUAAAAUGAAGGGGAGCUGCAGGUUUUUUUGAUGUUUUAAAUAAGCUUAUAGUCAUAUCUUUAACACAAAAAUAAACAUGAAAUUUGGAGAAAAACCAUACUCGUUGCUCUUCAUGCCUCAUUAUUAUUCAAACAAUUACAACUCAUUUCCUGUUUAACAUGCUCAAAGACACUAAUGUGUUCUGACCAGGUGCGAGCAGGAAGCUAGAGACACCACUGCGCACAGCAUUUGCUUUAACAGGGGGCAAAGGUUCCAGUGGGUUUUAAACAGUGGAAAGCAGCAGAUAUUCCUUCAAAUAAGGUGAAAGAAAAGAUUUUAGGCAGUGUUUAAGAACCACUCCCAUGUCCAGGGUGAGAAGCCCUGCUCUGGAAAGGGAGCAGUUCUGCUGGGCAGCUACCUGGGCCCUUCCUCGUGUGGCAAAGCGGCUCAGCUGUAGCUCCUGCUGCCCAGGGGAGGAACCUGGCAGCACCACGGCAGUGUUCAAGCUGGCACCUGCGCUGGCAGCACUCUCCCUGGCAGGUGGCAGUUUGAGCUCCCCACGUGUCGACGCUGGUUCUGCAUUACCUGAGGCCCAGAGGCAAGAGGCAAUGAUGAUACAGCAUGGCUGGAAGUUUGAGCUGAACCAGGAAAAUUUACAAACUUUGGUUAGUCCAAUGCCAAAACUGAUGUCAGACUUGAAACAGGACCUCAUUCCUGUGCUUUGCCAUUCCUGGUUUAUCUGGAUGCGCCUCUUAAAGCAGUCUGUUACAUUUGAGGCAGUAAGCAUUUAUUCCUGUUCCUCCUACUUCACCUUCGCCACUUUUCCUUUUUCCUUAAGUAAACUAUUAUCCACUUAAUUCCCAAACAGGACAAAGAACAAGCAUUGAUUUAACUAUGGAAAUACAAGACAAGUUACAGUUAAAUGUAAUGUAUUAUACUUAGAAAAUAGUUUCAGAUUUCACCAAUACUGGUUUCUCUCCAACUCAGGGCUGAGGCUCAGGAAAGAAAUACAUACCACAUGUUUGAGUCAUGCACCCACUGUUGAAAUAAGAUACCUGUAAGGAAGGGAAUGCACAGACAUACAGCAUUACUGUAUUCAACAAAGCCUCCCUCUCCAAACUUUUACAAGAGAAAAACCUAGAAGUCUAAAACCAUUUCAUCAGCUUUCUUGACUCCAGAACAGUGCAAUUGCAGAUAUGUGUCUGCUAAGAGGAAUCACUACAAUAUACCUCAUGGAUUGGUCCUUUUUUUUUAAAAAAAAAAAAAAAAAAGCAGUAAAGUUUAUACUUGGAGCUUUUUCUUUAAGAACUUGAGCAGCAUGACUCGUAACAGAAGCCUUUCUUAAAAUGGAAAGAAAUGCAGCAGUAAUUAGUGUUUAGAAAUGUCAAAUAAUUUCUGCAAGUUACAGCUGCUUGAGAAUGACUCUGUAAAGUGGUUCUCCUCUUAUACUGUGUACCAGUAGAGUCGCAAAUUUGGAGAUGGAAUUCAGAUUAGAUCUAGACUAAAGUUAGCCCCCAGCACCACAGGUGCUGCUCCCUUCCACCCAAGAGGAGAGUGAUGGGCCCAGCAGAAGGGACUGUUCUCUGCCAGGGCAGGGGCUUCCCCAGCCCUUUUAGCACCCCCGCUCCAGCUUCAUUGCCAAAAAGGAAGCACAGAACCGCGGCUGGUUACACUUUACCUGUGUUGCAGGCUGGGAGAGCAGCCAAGUUCCCAAGUGGCCUAGCUGAGUGUGUUUCAGUAACUGCAUGACAGUUUCGGCCAUGAGCACUCCCCUACUGCUCUGGGCAUUAUCCUGCAUACCUUCUCCCUCCCUCUUCCUUAACCUCUUGGACUCCUCCUCUCUGAAAGACUCAUUCUAUGAAUUGCUCUUUGUAGUACCUUGUUUCAGAGAAUUUUAUUAGAAGGUCCAAGGCUCAUUGAUCACUGGUUUUGAGAAGUUAAGGGUCUCCUUGAAAUGGGUUUCUUGUACUUUCCUGCAAUAAACUGGAUAACAGUUAAACCACUCCUGAAGCAGGAAGGAAAGGUUGGAACCUGCUGUUCAACAAGAAAACCCACGGCUCAACAAAAGCAGGUUUGGUUUAUUUCAAUGACUUCGUUCGAUAUUCUACAAAGGUAACAAAUGGCAGCACAAAGCGCAAUCAUACAAGAAGCGCAGUGCCUGGGUUUAGUGCAAAAUAUACAACUAACUACUACGGCCAGGGAAGCCCAAAGUUUCAAUUCUUUUUAUUUUUUUAUUUUUUUAUUUUUUUUACAGUGUACAUUGUUAAAUAAUGUAAAGAAAACGCUUGUAAUUCAGAAACAGAUUUUAUGUGGAAAAAGAUACUCAAAGUGUAAUAUUAAACAAAAUAAUUUAACAGUUCAGUAGCAUUAGUUUAUUCCUCUAGACUUCAGUUAUUCAUCCACAGGAGGGGAAGGGGGAAUCAAUGGUAAAUAAAACCAGUUCUUGCAUAACAUGAAGUGAAAACGACCUCAAACUUAUUAGAUCAAAAUUAAAUAACCACGUGCUGCAUUCAGCUGAUUACUUCCCCUGUCAUGAAUAUUCCCCUUGUUUCAUUACUGCCGCAGGUUUGCAAAACUGCUCCUUUUCCUCGAGCACACCUCUCCCCUUACACUGGGUGUAUUCAGGAAACUUCUCUGCAUCCCGUCAGACCAAAGAGCAGAGGUUUUCUGUUCAACUUCAGCAGCAGGAACCCCUGUUUUCUGUCCCCCUUUCCACCACACUCACACCGUGAGCCUUGAGCCUCCUCCCCUGUAGCUCCAGUCUGCACUUUAGUUACAAAGAAUAAACCCCCAAAUCUAAGGAACUCAGAGCCCAGCCUCCUUGCCACUGGCUUUCACCCCCAGGCAUUCCUCUCCACCUUGUACAUGCCCUUGCUGCCAAAACUGCUUAAAAAAAAAAAGAAGUGACAGGAAAGGAAUGGACCUUGCGUGUUUG
This is a messenger RNA of Cygnus olor (mute swan), 5419 nucleotides long. RefSeq names its product RAD52 homolog, DNA repair protein (gene RAD52). NCBI's taxonomy places the organism in Eukaryota, Metazoa, Chordata, Aves, Anseriformes, Anatidae. The transcript is spliced from 12 exons. The record is from RefSeq and is a predicted model, not a curated record. Gene Ontology annotation, biological process: DNA recombinase assembly; double-strand break repair via homologous recombination; mitotic recombination. Gene Ontology annotation, cellular component: nucleus. Bases 261 to 1568 code for a protein of 435 amino acids.